Molecule: messenger RNA, 1029 nt
Organism: Penaeus chinensis
Lineage: Eukaryota; Metazoa; Arthropoda; Malacostraca; Decapoda; Penaeidae
Product: homeobox protein mab-5-like
Exons: 2
Coding region: 1-996 (331 amino acids)
Biological process (GO): negative regulation of transcription by RNA polymerase II; anterior/posterior pattern specification
Cellular component (GO): nucleus
Molecular function (GO): RNA polymerase II cis-regulatory region sequence-specific DNA binding; DNA-binding transcription factor activity, RNA polymerase II-specific
Source: RefSeq, a predicted model, not a curated record
AUGAGCUCCUAUUUCGCCAACGUGCCCUCCCCAGCGGCCAACUGGGGGGCGCCCUCGCAGGACCAGUAUUCGUACAUGCAGAGUGCUAAAUACCCUUGUUAUUCGGAUCCUACACAGGCCUACGCGCAGUAUGGCGGCAUGCAAGGCUACCGAUACCCCAGUGCAUACAGCUGCGCCCUCGGGAAUAUGGCGUCGACCAAGGGCGCCUACGAGCAGAGCCCGAGCCCCGCGAUCACUGCCACGGCGGCGGCGAGCCCCCUGGGAUACGACCAGAGCCAGAAUUACUACAGCGCCAUGAACAGUGCCACCACGACCAGGAACGACGAGGCCGUAGCGCAGGCCAUGAGCCAAGCAGUGCCAGACUCCCUCAGCCCAGUGAACAGUGACUACAACAGUGUCAAGAUGAACAGCUACGUAGCCGCGAAUCCCAUGGCAGGCCUGACGCCCACGCCCGUGAAUUCCGUGCCCGUCCACCCCCUCAGCCCCAGCGACGCCCUCAGCCACGCCUACGCCACGGCUCCUGACGCGGUGAUGCAGCCGUACACGUCCAAGACACAGUCCCCCGCCAACUACUACCAGUGGGUGAAGGCCUAUCCUGCAGCAGGGCAAGAACCCGGCUCGGGACCCAAGAGAACCCGCCAGACCUACACCAGAUACCAGACGCUCGAACUCGAGAAGGAAUUCCACUACAACCGCUACCUGACGAGGCGGCGGAGGAUCGAGAUCUCCCACGCCCUCGGCCUCACGGAGCGCCAGAUCAAGAUAUGGUUUCAGAAUCGGAGGAUGAAGGCCAAGAAGGAGUCGAAGAUCUCUCCUGCAGGAGGCGAAGGAGGCGCUGCCGGCGGGGAGCGAGGGGAAGAGAGCGAGGAGAAGGACGUGUCGAGUGAUCCUAGUUCUUCGCCGGAGCUCCUGACGGGGUCGCUGGCGGGGACGCUGACGGGGACGCUGACGGGGUCGCUGACGGGGUCGCUGACGGGAGAGUUGACGGCGACGUGAAUGGAUGAGCGAGCCCUGAAGGAGCACAGCGCG